AAGAACUCGCAAGCCGGGAUCGCCUCGCUGAUGACCCUCUACUUCCUCUGCUUCCGCUUUAUUGGCUUCCGCGCACCUAAGCCCGAGCCAACAACUCGUCGGCGCCUCUCCUUCAUCUCCCGGCCGCCUCAUCGAACCACUCGAGCCCGUAGUGAGCAGCUGCACCUUUUCAUCUGUUCUCCUCAUAGUUUGAUUGUCAUAGUCAUCGAUCCGCGUGGACUGAGUUCGUCCGCCAUUGAAGGGGAAAUUGGAUGAUUUGCCCUACUUUAUUUGGGCAUUAGAUGAUUUUCCCCACUUUACAUACGAUUAGAUCAUUUGCCCCACUUUUUAUUUUUCUUUUGAUGAUUUGCCCUUUUCAAUUACUGUAAUCAUUUUCGGAUUUAUAUCCCUUUUUUCACAUGCGAAAAGACACAAUUGCCCCUGUAGCUAAAUUAUAAUUUGAUACUGUACAAAUCUGCUCUUUACAAGGUUGUAUCCAACCAAAGCAACUAAUUAACAGGAUACAAAUCAUAUCCCUUUCUUCACGUGGCUUUACACAACAGAACCAAUUAUACUAACAAAUCAUAGAUUGAUUUUGUUGCUUUGUUCGUCAUGUUCAUGGCUAGAGGAGAGGUGGAUCCACGGCCGGCUGCCAAGCCAUCAACAACUGCGAUGACCACCAGACAAUGGGGCUUCACGCAAAUGGCCACCGAGACAAUUCCACAGACUGCCGAACAAGGAGGCGCCUCUUGCAUCUAUGGCUCACCACGAUCUGCUCCAGAUUGGUCUUAGCCGGUGGCUACAAAUGGUACAUAUGUAUCAACUAUGGAAGGAAGUUUUGAUUGGUCCCAGAUUGAGAUAGCACCAAUGAAUGAUGAAGAAAUUGAUGUUCCUAUAACAGAAGAGAACAUGUGCUCGGGCUUGGCAUCAAUGAUGAACCUGAGGAUCGGAAAACUGUAUCUGAAGUAGCUAUGAAAGCCUGCAUUGCAGAUGUUGAUGCAUGUGUGGCUGAUAUUGAUGAGGAUUUACUUGCCGAUGUGGCUCUUCCUGUGUCUGACCAUAUACCCGAAGAGGAUAACUUUUGGUAUGAUAAGGAACAUCCUGUGAUAGAGGAAGGAUCUUUGUUUCGUUCAAUGAACGAGUUCAAGAUGCUCAUAAGAACAUUUGCUAUUAGAGGCAAGUUUGACAUCAAGAUAAAGGAUAGUGACACUACUAGAUUUGUGGGCCACUGUAAAGGAAAUGCAUGUCCUUGGAGAAUAACUGCUAGGACAAUAGAAGAUAAAACAUUCAGGGCUAACAAGAUAGUAAAGCCUCAUAAGUGUUCAUCAACCGCUGUAGUGAUUACAAGCAUGGCAGACCAAGCAUGGGUGGCAGAAAAGGCAAUGGGGUAUCUUCAAACUGAACCAAACAUUGGUUCAAGUGAGCUCCAAAAAAAGCAACAAGCCGAAUACAAAUGUACUAUUGCGUAUCAUACUGUUAACAAGCGAAAAGAAAGGGACGAGAGUAGUUUAUAUGGAACCUGGGGAAAAAGCUUUUAGUCUUUAUUGAACUUCAAAGCUGAGAUUGAUAAAAGAUCUCCCGGUAGCAUUGUCGAGGUUGAUGUCAAGAGGGAAAGAGGUGAAGUGCAUUUCCGCAGAUUUUUUAUGGCACUUAAGCCAUGCAUUGAUGUCUUCUUGGCUGUUUGUAGACCAUAUGUCAGUAUAGACUCCACAUUUUUAACUGGAAAAUGGAAUGGUCAAUUAGCAACAUGACAACAUUAGAUGGA
Molecule: messenger RNA, 1744 nt
Organism: Hordeum vulgare subsp. vulgare (domesticated barley)
Lineage: Eukaryota; Viridiplantae; Streptophyta; Magnoliopsida; Poales; Poaceae
Exons: 3
Coding region: 951-1517 (188 amino acids)
Source: RefSeq, a predicted model, not a curated record